Heteronotia binoei (common prickly gecko) is the source of this 741-nucleotide messenger RNA. RefSeq names its product proteasome 20S subunit beta 9 (gene PSMB9). Gene Ontology annotation, cellular component: proteasome core complex. Gene Ontology annotation, molecular function: threonine-type endopeptidase activity. Lineage: Eukaryota; Metazoa; Chordata; Lepidosauria; Squamata; Gekkonidae. The record is from RefSeq and is a predicted model, not a curated record.
GCUCUUGCGGCAGACGCGGCGCUCCAGGGAGGGUUCGGAGAGAGACCCGCGAUGGACAGCGGCGGGAGGGCGCAGAAAAUCAGCACCGGGACAACCAUCAUGGCUGUGGAGUUUGACGGAGGGGUCAUAGUGGGCUCUGAUUGGGUCUCUGCAGGGGAGUCGGUGGUGAACCGCUUCUACAACAAGCUGGAGCGCCUCCAUGACCGGAUUUACUGCGCUCUCUCGGGAUCAGCAGCCGAUGCCCAGGCCAUCGCGGACACGGUGCAUUACCAGCUGGAACUCCACAGCCUGAACAUGGACAAGACGCCGCUCGUCUUGGCUGCGGCCACCUUGGUGAGGAACAUCAGCUACAAAUACAAGGAGGAGCUCUCCGCCCACCUCAUGGUGGCAGGAUGGGACGCCAAGAAAGGAGGGCAGGUUUAUGGGACAAUGGGAGGCAUGCUAACCAGGCAGCCCUUUGCCAUUGGGGGAUCGGGAAGCACCUUCAUUUAUGGCUACGUUGAUUCUGCCUACAAACCUGGAAUGAGCCGGGAGGAAUGCUACCAGUUCACCAAAAAUGCUAUCGCCCUGGCUAUGUCCCGGGACGGAUCAAGCGGGGGUGUCAUUUAUCUCAUCAUCAUCACGGAAGCUGGGGUCAAGGAAGAAGUUGUGCUGGGAGACGAGCUCCCCCAGUUCUAUGACAAAUGAACUGGAUCCCUCUCCCCUCUUUUUAAGCCAAUAAACAUUACAUGUGGAAUUGUA